CAACCAUCAUUAGGCUACAGACACUGCCAGCUAUGUCCUGCCUGUAAACAUAUACGGUUUUCUUUUUUGCUUUUUUACUCACCACAAAUCAUAUUUUUGCCUCUUUUUGUACCUCUUAACAUUUUCUAGUUUUGAGUGCUUUGACGCAGCGGCCAUGUGUCUCAGUUCGCAGGGGGAGAAAAGCUGUGGUGCUCGGCUGUUGAUGCUGCUCCUGCUCUGGGUCUCCGGUUGUUCAUGCAUGGAGGUUAUUGUGCCCAAUAAAAUCAACGUAAAGAAUGGAACAGAUAUCAAAAUCCCUUGCACUUUUACUUCCUGCUAUAAGAUAUUUGCACCCAAGUUUGUCAUGAACUGGACCUACCAAGAAACAGUCAACGAUACAGAACAGAUGUUUAUGGCCUACUACAAGAAGAGAGGAAUGGUGGCUUUGAGGUUUGCAGACAGGGUCAUGUUUGCAGGGAACCUGGAAAAGAAUGACCUGUCAAUCACCUUAUUAGAUGUUCAGGAGGAGGAUGAGGGGUUUUACCACUGUUACGUGAUAAAUCCCCCGGACCGCAUACAUGGACAUGGGGUCAUAAAGCUGAAUGUGUUUACUAAACUUCCCCCACCAAGAGACUCGACAAUUGCGGUUGUGAUUGGGGCAUCGGUGGGCGGAGCGCUUGCUCUCCUAAUCCUUUCCAUGGUGGUCGUGAAAUUUCUUCGCCAUCAUCUCAAACAGGAGCUUAUCUCAGAGGAGAAGAUUGAGGAGGAGGGGAAAUUAGAGCCUGAAGGUGCCACAGAGGAAGGAACAAAGUAAGAAUUCAGAUAAUAGAGUCAGAAUCUUCCAGCUUUAGGGGCAUCAGUCUGUUGGAUCACUGGAAUUGGUAUUGCUGUCAGUAAGUGGGUUGUUCUGAACAAAAUCUCUUCUAGAAAAUGGCCGUAUCGUACCAUCAAUGAGUAAACUGUCUUAUGUCAGCACUGAAUUUAGAGAGAUACUAUUUUCCUGUAUAUCCUCAAAUAACAUCUAAUUAAUGCAUUGAUACUUGAUAAUGCUACUUAAACACCUCAAAUAGACACACAGGUAAAAAACGGAUGUUGCAACUAGGUCACUUAUUGUAUUCCUCCCAUAGCGCUUUUGUUUUCCUCCCAUUCUGUAGCAUCCCCAAAUAGCACACCAAGUCAGAGGUCUUGGUUUAAAAAAAAUAAAAUAAAAUAAAAAAGCUUUUUUCUGGAGACAAAUCAACCCACAAGCAAAGCUGCCAACUCUCGCGGAUUCUGCAGGAGACUCCCGGAAACUGCCCUUGUGUCCCGACAUCCCGACUGAGCUUUCUUCUGCUUGUCGUUUUUUUCAAUGUCACAAACGACAGAGCCCCCUGUGAGUGCUUUUAGAUGGGGGAGGGCCCCACAAUAGCACCUGCUGCUCGUUGAGCGAUACGUGCUUUCAUCUCAAGGGUCACCAGAAGUCUCCACAAGAUUUGUCACUUUUUUGAAAAACACAAUCUAGAGCGGCCUGAUUACUCACGAAAUGCAGUAGAACCUCGGUUAACGUAUGUCCUGGUUGGUUUCUUUUUCGGUUUACUUUGAAAAUAUUCUCCAAAAUGUUGCCUCUUAGUGUACAGUAUAAUGCCUGUCUUGUUGUGUUAUUAAUACACUGCGUGGGUCCAACUGUGUCAGUUACAUAUAUUUAUCACAAAACGGGAACCGUACGCAGUACGUACCCGGAACACAAUCGAUGCCGCGCAUGCACGAGGUCUACAUCACUUCCUGCUUGAGCAAAUUUUUUACAACAGCGCUUCUGCAACGUCAUGUGCUAUGAUAGUUAUUUUUUAAAUGUAUGAACAUAAACGGUCAAUAACCAUACUUCAUAAAAUGUAAUGUUAUUUUAUUUGUUCAAAUACUUUGUUACCAUGCGGAUGUUUCUCUCGUCUCAUGUCAUUCACCAAGACUGGGCUACGUAAAAACCUACGCAAUGCACGUUAACGGCAUAUCCGGUUAGUAUAACAUACAUAACUAAAUAGAAUAAAAGAACAAAACAAAGUAGGCCGACCGGAUGUGGACACAUUCUGCACAUGCGUUGAACCCAGUUGAGCCAACUGCGUUUCGGGUACGUAUUGCGUAGUGACACCGGAAGGCAUUGUCCACCAGCUUUGUCGCCCGUCUAUGACAUCAUUAGCUAUUGACUCUAGUUCUUUGCUGAUUACAUUUUAAAAAUAUAAAAAAAGUGUUUUGUGUUAACAUUUUUGGGCUGUCUGGAGAAAUGAAUUGGAUUAGCAUUACUUCUUAUGGGAAACAUUGUUUACGUUUGAGUCAGACCUUCUGUAACGGCAUAAUUACGCUCACCGAGAUUCCACUGUAUAUCGACAAAGGUGCGUUAUAAUGUGUUUAUGAGUGAGGAAGAACAGGUAGUGCUAAGUCUAUUUGUGGCGGUCCAAAUUUACUUGUGCCGGACCGCUACGAAUAAAUGAAUGUAUGGGAAACACCGUCUUAUGCACCUUCCGUGUGAUCGUUAUCAUAAUUAUUGCAUCAAUUCCUAUUCAAAUCAUAUCCCAAUAAUGACGAUAACCAGCAAAUGGUAAAGAACAGACCUCCCCCAAGGCUUAACACCGUUUUGAUUGAAACUAGAUGAUUGUGACAUGCUGGCAAAUACUGUUCCACUGUAGGAGGCAGCAUUUCAAAGCAAGUACAUUGUUUUCACUACAGCUCUAUCUGCUGCCUCAUUUGGCCCUAAUGUAAGUGGACCGUAAUGGCAAAAGGGGGUUUUGUGGUAGGGAGGUUUCCACAGUCUGCUCUUUCACUUUUUGCAUCAAAAUUUACUGGACUAUUCCUUGGACUAUGCGCCACCCGUCUACAGAAUGUUGAGGAAAUUUGUUGUUUUUCAUGCAAUCCUGUUAACUGACCAACAAACUGUUUAAAAGGAUGACUCAUGCUUGUUGAAGGUAAUGACGAUUUACAGCAAUGCAUUGACUGUUUCCUCCCGCUACCUGCUUCUAAACCAAGCUUCACACUCACUGCCCCGAACUUGAUUGAACUCUUACAGAGUAAACAUCUCUUUUCUGGCCUUUGCAGAUAACCACAUAUGGUCCAUCAGACUAAACCAGUAGCCAACCCAGCACCUCUCCUGGUAAACUCAUCAUCUUCCACAGCAAUUGCCUUGUAAUCGUAAACAUAAAGGGAUUGAUGUUAUCAUGUGCACCUGGAAUAAAAAUAUGGGAUGGAAAAAUUAUGUGAUAGAUGAUAGUAAAUCAUGUCAUACAUAAUUUCAAGAUCAGUAUUUAUGUUUCUUUAUUUACCCAAAAACAUACAUAACUGGAAUUGGCAUAAUUGGAGACUCAAAAUUGUCCACAGGUGUGAAUGCUAACGCUUGUUUGUCUAUACUUUAUGUGCCCUGUGAUGGACUGGUGACCAGGCCAGAGCAAAAUAAGUGGUAUCAAGAAAUAAUAAAUUAAUUUAUUAGCUUGUCUGCACAAUAUUGCUUUUUCCUAACGUACACAAACGGUAGAUAUUUUUAUUUCAUGUCAAAAGAUAUGUGCAUCUCUUCCCGAUACAUAGGAAGCACUGCUUGAAUCAUAAAGUGUUACUUCUGCAUGUUUGUGUGUGUCAGCUAGCAUGUGUGUUUUGUAUGUACAGUGUUUGUGUGUGUGUGUGUGUGUGUGUGUGUGCGUGUGCGUGUGUGUGUGCGAGAGGAAUGCGCACGGUUAACAGUCCACAUCAAGUGUUGUGCUAUUCAUUGCUACAAUCAUCAGUUGCAAGUUCUAACAUUAAGGGCUGGGUGGUAACGUUAGUCGUGUUAGUUACGACCUGUUAAUACAUACAGUAUAAGUACGUAUUAACAUUCUUAUCUGACUUUAUUUUCCCAUAGUGCACAUUCAUGUAAUCUUGGCGUAUUAGAAGGAAUAAUUGUAACGUGUUGAUCCAUGGCUCAGGGCUGGACACGUUCUGCCUGUAGAACAAAUCCCUCUGUCUGAGAAAACAACCAUUCUGUCCUCAAAACGAGGCCCCCAGCCUUCGUAAACAAGUUCUUCUGGCGGUGUUCUUUAGGCUAACUGGGCAGCGCAUGUCGGGAGAGGGCUAGGAUUGAAUAAUCUCUGCUUCUUCCUACUCCUUUUGGACAUGUGCCCAUUGUAAUAUAUGAUGUAUACCAGGGUAAAACGUUUGUAUGUCCAAAUAAAGUUAAACCAUUAGACUGUGAUCUAAGUCCCGUUUUGGUGUAAGUCGCGUCUGACACCAAAAUGAAUUCGUAAGUCACUCGCACUGUACACUGAACACCUGAAGGACAUAAAAUACAGUAAUAAGACACGUUUCAUUGAAUUCUUGUAUUUAGAAUUCAAUGAAACGGCAAUAAAAAAAUUAAAAAAGCCAAAGCGCUACCUUUCCAUGUCAAUAAUAAGACGACUAUAUACUGUUUAGUCGUACUGUCGCUUUCAGAGGAUCAGCGAUCAGGCAGUUAUGUGGAGAGGUAAAGAAUUUUGGGAUAUCCGACCGUCUGUGAACGUGGCAUGAGUCCUGACUGUGUGUGUGGCUGCGUGCAGCGAGGACAGCUGAGUUUCUUGAUGUUGUUUGUAUGUGGUUCGGUCGACAGUAGCCUGUUUUGUUUAUUUCAAUUAAAAGACUGUUGAUCAUCCACCCCCUCGUCAUCCAUACAACGUUCGGGUAAAAGUGCUGAGACGAGUGAGGCCAAUUUCUGUAUUGUUUCGUGGAACACAAAUCAGUCAUAUGUAGUAUUCUGGCCAAUAGGCGUCAGUAAUGUUACAUUGAUAAGACAUGACAUUAUCUUACUGUAGAUUACCUUCAAACUGCAUGUAGUCAGCCAUGGCAUGUCCGACAUGACUUAGUUCUCCUCCCAUUCCGUGUGGAAGUGGUAAGGUUUUGUCUAAGGUUGAGAUGUCAUUUCAUGUCUAGAGGGCUCUAAUAAUGUUAAAAACUUAAUUCAGAAGGUCGUAAACUGUUUUUUUAUGCUCUUAACUACGAACAUUUAUAAAUAAGGAAUUCUUAUCGGAAAUUCACAUAUCACGGUCGGGUCUGGAACCAAUUAACUAGGGCUGUCCCGAUCCGAUAUUGAUAUCGGAUAUUGGGCCGAUAUCAGCCACAAAAAAAAGAGUAUCUGAUGAUAUCGGCUUGCAUUUAUUUUGCUUUGAUUUCAGUUUUUGCAAGCCACCCCUUGAUUAGUUCAUUGGUUAAGAGUAUGUCCCAAAUCCUUAUCAUGCAUUUGAAUACAGAGUCCAAUCAGUAUUGAUCCUGGAUUAGAAAUGUGUGCAAAAUGCAGUUGAAAGCUUUGAACUGAAAGCUAUUUAUUGUCUCAAACUCAUGAAGCUUAAUUCAAUUACAAUUACAAUCCCCUGUAAUGUUGGAUGUAAAGUUAGAAGCUAAGAGGCUUAUCAGAGCACAGAGAAGAUUAAUAUGCUGUUCUUCCAUUUCUCAGAACUCGGUUAUCCCAGUGAACAUGGCGAAUUGAGUGUUCUGCAUCGCCUUCAAUGUUUCUCAGCUGCAUGUGCGUGUACCACGUCUUCCAUACACUACUGUAAUUUCAUUAAACAGCCAUUAAUUGACAGCAGAGUGAUGUAUAACGUGGAUCGGCAUAUCCAUUACUUAUUUGUCAAAGCUGCCCUGUGUUUCACCAGUCUUUUUGUGUUCAAGGAAGCCCUGGAAGGGAUAAAUCUGGUGCACUUUCUCCUGCCCAAUAAAUACAAAUCUACUUAAUGCCACAACUGGUUAUAGCAUCCAAUCCCUUUGUAAUUAGAUACAAGUAACUCGAUUGAUAACAUUUCACAAAUAAGUUCAACAAACAGAAGGAGAGCUUGAAAACGUUGUUUGUUGUAGAUGACUGUGAUGCAUCAUUUUUCAGUAGGUGCCUGCCUGCCUUUGCUUUUGUUAUUAAAGUAGAUCAAAGCAUGAACACUGUAGUCUAUUUCCCUGCAUGUGAAAUACCACCACCGAUGUCACCUUUCACCAAAGUCUGCUACGAAAUCACAACGGAAAACAAACACGAGCAUAUGGAAGAAUGCAAAGUCUUUCACACCGCUGGCACUUUCUUGUCUAUGUGGCACCUAUGUGUUCUUUUAUUGUACAUGGAUUGAUUCCAUUUGUCUCUUCCAAAGUCGUAUAUUGCAGCAUACGCAAAUGAUGUCCAUCACAAAACGUUCUUUUGUGUGUGUUUCCAAGACACUGUCUAAAAGAGAUUUUGUACAUUGGCACGUUAUACUAUCAUCGUAUUUAAAGGGAUAGUUACGGAUUUGUUUUGACAUGAAGUUGUAUGACAUCCCCAUCAGCGGUGACUAUGUCAACGGUGACUUGUGAUGAAGAUGCUCGCAUCUUCUUCCGCUGUGGAACACACGUAAACAAGAUGGCCAUGCGAUCACAUACACACAAACUCAAAAGAGAAGCGACGGUGCGCAGGGAUACGGCGGGAGACAAAUGACGAAUACUUAAAUGACGCAGCAACUAAGCAGAACUACGUCCCUCGUCACGGAAAUCUGACCAGCACUGGACUCGCAGGACCAAAUCACUGUUGUCACUGUCCAUAUAGUCCACUGCUGAUGCGGGCGUCAUACAACUUCAUGUCAAAAAAUCCAAACUAUCCCCUUAAGAGCAUGCCAUAAAAGUUGUAAAGGAUCAAUAUGAUAUACUGGAAUGUGUAGCUUUUUACAAUAAAACUUGGAAUGAUGAUUGUAUGGAUCAGGAAGAUAUAUCAUUUUUUAUGUUUGGCAUUUUAGCAUCGUGAAUGUUGAAUAUAAACUUAAUAAAGUAUUUCAUCAUUU
This is a messenger RNA of Dunckerocampus dactyliophorus (ringed pipefish), 6731 nucleotides long. RefSeq names its product sodium channel, voltage-gated, type II, beta (gene scn2b). The transcript has 4 exons. Gene Ontology annotation, cellular component: membrane. Bases 155 to 793 code for a protein of 212 amino acids. Lineage: Eukaryota; Metazoa; Chordata; Actinopteri; Syngnathiformes; Syngnathidae. The record is from RefSeq and is a predicted model, not a curated record.